This is a messenger RNA of Microdochium trichocladiopsis, 948 nucleotides long. RefSeq lists its product as uncharacterized. The transcript has a single exon. NCBI's taxonomy places the organism in Eukaryota, Fungi, Ascomycota, Sordariomycetes, Xylariales, Microdochiaceae. Bases 197 to 511 code for a protein of 104 amino acids. The record is from RefSeq and is a predicted model, not a curated record.
UUUUCUUAUUGACCCGUGGCUACUGUCAAUUCUGACCGCGGCUGGCCACCAUCCACACACGCUCGUUCAGCCGUACACAACGAUGCAUCCUCGAGCUCCAGAAGCUGCGAAGCAAAGCCCAUUCGUGUCGUGUCAGUCGACCUGACAGACAGACAGACCACCUAGGGGAAGAGAAUAACAUUUCAGACUGCAUCGAAUGCACGCUUUCUGGAGCGUUGUUCAGACCUGCACAUGGGUCGCUCUCAUGUGCAACCACCUCCGUGCCACACCUCCGUGGCCCAUGUCGUCAUGGCUGAUGACUCGCCCACGCAGCAUUUCGAGCCACGCACGCAAUGGUUCUCCUGCCUCUGGUCUCUCCCCAUUCUACAUAACGUACGGAAGACACUGGUUAGCAGCACGGCUCGGGGCGCUUGAAUCGCAUUGGAAAACUUUGUUUCCUCUUCUUCCUCCGACCUUGUCCUGGCCAGCAGCAGCACAAACGCCUCAGCAGAGAGAGAGAGGUUGGAGAUGAAGAUGGAUGGUAGUAAAGCCAGGUUGCCGACCGGGUGCGUGGAGGGCCAGCCCAGGGGCGCUGUCGCAUUUUCUUUUUCUCAGAACGGACAAAAAAGGUCAUUAGACGCAACACAGGCAAUGCCUGUCGUCCAUGAGUGAGCAGAGCGAAGGGCCUGCAAGAGCCAGGCCCAUGCUCGUGCGCGUUGUUCCUUCCCGACCCGCGGCCACCACACACGCAGAGAGGCCGAGGUCAGACAAAUGCAUGUCCUAAUUUCACUCAGAAAAGGCACCUGGAAAGAAAGAAAAAAGGGUAGAGAGGAACUUUCAUGACAUUUCUUCUGAUGCAUCUUGAUGAGUCAUUGCCUCUUCCCUAAUUAUCUCUAUUCGUUCCGACCAGACUCAAAAAUAAACAUAAUAAAAAAAGAACACCUGGAACCUUAUCAAUAUGACUCCCCC